AUGGAUGGAGUAAUGGAAGUUAGAGUAAGUUUUAUAUUUAUUAUUUGUACUUUAUGUUUAGGAGCCCAUUUCUGACCAAUGGAACGAGAUUCAACAGUUUUUUGGGCUCGAAUUCGACUCGCGCAACGCGAUCAAACGUUUCAAAGCGUUCAAGGAGAAUAUCGAGGCGGAUAAAGAUCAUGUUCGAGUUCAUGGGCAAUGUAGGAUUUUUUUUUGGUUUAUAAAGUCUUUUCGUUUUGUUUAUCAUUAGUUUUUAAAAAAUUUAGACUUGUUUUUGUUGGUUAUUGCAAUAUUUUUUAGACUACAACAAUAUUCACCUUGGAAAGCGAAUUUUCGGGCCGGCAAGGAAACAAAUGUUUACAUCAACGAUUGUUGGAGGUAUGGAGCGGAGAUUUGAGAUUAUUGAAAACCCGGUUAACUACAUUCCAUUUACUUCUGAUGCAUUCGAGCAGAAUUUGGACAAAUGUCGGAAUCCGAGUAAGUGUAAUAUUGUUUUUCUUGCUUUUAGGUACGUUUUGCCUUAUAAAAUACAAAUCGGAGCUUUUAGAACUACGUAGUGUUUCCUCUUUUUAACAAGUCGUAAUGUAACUAAAACUAACUUGAUAUUGUCAUAAAAAAGCUCAAUAUUGUGUUACAGGAAUCAAAUGCAAGGAUGAUACUCGAGUAAAGUUGAGAGUGCCAGCUGGCUCGGGUCGAAGUGAUUUUAUUCAUGCUAAUUGGGUAAAAGGGCCUCCAUUGUUUAACUCGUUUAUAUUGACACAAGCUCCGAUGAGGAAUACGAUCGAAGACUUUUGGACGAUGGUGACGCAAGAGAAGGUAGAGAUGUUGCUCAUGCUGAUUAGUCGAAAGGAAACUGAUCGAUGCGCGAGGUUUUGGCCGUGAGUUUUUUUUUGGAGAAAUUUUUUGAGGAUUUGAAGGCGUUAUUUUGGCGGUAUUUAUGAAAAAAUUAAUCUUAACACCUCAAUCAUGGAUAAUAUAAUAUUUUUCUUCUUUUCGUAACUUCAUUAAAUGUUUCUAGAUCAUCUGGCAAUACCUUACAAUUUGGCCCAUUUUCAAUCUUCACACGCCAUUCCGAUUCAAUUGGCAAGAUCAUAACUCGAUAUUCAAUUCAAGUGAACUUUGUUGAGCCAGAGACUAACGAGUCCAAACAAUACAAGGUCAUUUUGUUCCAAGGAGAUUUGAACAAUUCCGACAAUCUUUAUGCCAUUAUCUUCUUACUGAAUCAGGCUCGACUUUGUAAAGGACCAACUGUGGUUAUCGACCAUUUGGGGAUCAGCAGAGGAGCUUGUUUAUUGUCUGUGGAGAUUUGCUUGAUGAGUAUUAUUAGAGGGCCCUAUUAUAAGGUAAAAUACGAGCUUCGUAAUUGACGGUUAAAUAGCAAUAGUUUUAAAAAACUGGCAAGAACUUUCUUUACAAAACAAAAAACUUUAAAAAAUUCCUCACAAAACAAAAAUGGCGAGAACUUUCUUUACAUAACUGAAAAUUAAAAUAAAAAAAAAUAAUUUCAGCACCCAGCUCAACGUGCUGUUCACUUUCUCCGUUCUUGUCGCCCUUUUUCCGUUGAAACUCCAAUGCAGUACAUAUUUAUUCAUCGUGUACUAUUACACUUAUUCAGAGGUUAUUGUGGUCCAGCUAAGCUGUUCGAAGAGGAUUAUGCUCGCUGGUUGAGGUCAAGAUCGACGAGGUUGUUUGUGGAUGAUGUUAAUGGACCAGUAAGGCUUUUUUGUCUAUUUUUUAGGUCUGAGGGGCACAGAAUUAUUUGAACAACUAAUAGGCAAAAGACCUAUUUUAAGUAUUCUAAAACAAAAUAAAGGUAAAAUAAGAUUAAAAAUUAUUUUUUCAGAUCCCACCUCAUCGUCUCCUGUCACCUCGAGUCGAUCCAGACCUAUUAGCUCAAGCCAACACCAAACCCAGGCCAAAUGUGAGACGAGAGAUUCAUAACAAUAUUGGAGAACUUCCACAAGCUGCUGAACGGUCCGAGACUUCUUAUGCUCUACAUCUACCCAACAAGUAUCCAAGAGGAAAACGGUACAUUUACUAA
This is a messenger RNA of Bursaphelenchus okinawaensis, 2041 nucleotides long. NCBI's taxonomy places the organism in Eukaryota, Metazoa, Nematoda, Chromadorea, Rhabditida, Aphelenchoididae. The record is from the annotation of a GenBank genome assembly.